AUGACCGACGACCUGGCGGCAGACGAUUGUGAGGUGGUCAUGCAGUACGAUGGCACCGCUAACAGCACGCUGGUGUUGCUCGAGCACCACAUCGACGUUCUGAAGACAUCUGCUACGCCUGCGUCGUCUUCACCUUCAGCCACCGGCGCAGCGUUCGAUGAUACUGGACCUAGGGGACAUGAACGACUUCCACAACCAACCGUGCCCGCACCCCAGCCGCCGCCAGCAAGCCGUGCCGCACCCGCCGACCAGCAGCCGUGCCCGCACCCGCGACGGCGGACGAGCCCCGGCACGCCCGCGACGGCGACGAGCCCCCGAUUGGAAGAAGGGGGCGCGCGCAAGGAAGAACGAGAGAGCCGGGACACAGCGUUCGAGAGGCCGACAGCUGCGGAAGUUCUGGCUGGGUCUUGCCCCAGGCUACCGCCCGAGCCCCUGCCUCGGCGAGCAGCUCACGGAAUUGCCGCGGGCCCUGGGCUGCAGUUUCCCGCCCGUGCACCUGCCUCGCCUGGAGGCGGCCGCGAAGGAUGGCGAGCUCUUCUCAGGAAUCUCGGCCGCAGCAGCAACCCAGUAGGCCAGGGGCACACGCUGACAGACGCGCGGCAGCAGCUCCAGACGCGGGCUAAGCCUGCACCGAAGACCCCUGCCAAGCCAGGGCGCGGUGCCACAAAGGCCUCCACGCGUAGUAAGAAGGAAGAGAGCGAAGGGGAAGAGGCAGCUUCUGUUGAGGAGGCCUCGACGGCAGCCGCCAACGAGGACGGGUCAGCUGACAGCAAAGAAAAGGAAGACGAGGAGGAGCUCAGGCGAUGGUGCCAUGUUUGUGUUUGA
This is a messenger RNA of Rhipicephalus sanguineus (brown dog tick), 825 nucleotides long. RefSeq names its product translation initiation factor IF-2. NCBI's taxonomy places the organism in Eukaryota, Metazoa, Arthropoda, Arachnida, Ixodida, Ixodidae. The record is from RefSeq and is a predicted model, not a curated record. The coding region runs from base 1 to 825 and encodes 274 amino acids. The transcript is spliced from 4 exons.